Molecule: messenger RNA, 3739 nt
Organism: Lytechinus pictus (painted urchin)
Lineage: Eukaryota; Metazoa; Echinodermata; Echinoidea; Temnopleuroida; Toxopneustidae
Product: calpain-9-like
Biological process (GO): proteolysis
Cellular component (GO): cytoplasm
Molecular function (GO): calcium-dependent cysteine-type endopeptidase activity; calcium ion binding
Source: RefSeq, a predicted model, not a curated record
AGUGCCCGAAGCGAAGUGGACCGAGCUGAAGAUUUAAGCUGAGGAGCAGGUUUUGGAUUUUUUUUUCUGGAAAAUACAAAGGAGCUAGAAUUCCAUCAUGAGUACCACGAAGAAGAUGAUAGAACAGGGGUCGCAAUAUGACCAGAUCCUGAGACAUUGUAGAAGCAGCGGCACUCUGUUUGAGGACCCCUACUUUUCUGCAGUUGAUGAAAGUAUUUUCUAUACCCAGAAACCGCCAAGGCCAUUUGUAUGGAAGCGACCUAGGGACAUUUGUGCGAAUCCUCAGCUUUUCGUAGGUGGCACCAGUCGAUUUGACGUUGAACAGGGACAACUAGGUGACUGUUGGUUUUUGGCUGCUACAGCUGGUCUCUCUCUGGAUGAUUACCUACUCCAGAAGGUCAUUCCCCUUGACCAGAACUUUAACCUGGGAAUCGUCAAGUUCCACUUCUGGCACUAUGGCAAAUGGAUUACCAUUGUCGUUGAUGACAGGCUACCCAUAUACAACGACAAACUCGUCUUUGUGCACUCCAAGGAUCAAAAUGAGUUCUGGAGCGCCCUCCUGGUGAAGGCUUAUGCCAAGCUCCAUGGCUCCUACGAAUGCUUGAAGGGUGGCAACGUUAUCGAGGCCAUGGAAGACUUCACAGGUGGAGUCUCUGAAUCCAUCGAGCUGAAACAGAACCCACCUAAGAAUCUCUUCCGUCUUCUGAAAAUAGCGUAUGACAGGGAUUCGAAGUUGGGCUGCUCCAUCAAUGCUAGACCAGGAGAAACUGAGGCCAAGGCAGGGCUUGGACUGAUUGCUGGACAUGCCUACACCAUCACGGACGUUCAAAAGGCGAAAUUUUCUUCAGGUAGGGAGGUGAGGUUGAUCAGGAUUCGCAACCCAUGGGGUCAGGGCGAAUGGGAGGGACCCUGGAGUGAUAGAUCUAAUGAGUGGAGAAAUAUAUCUCAACAGGAGCGUACUAGGCUUGGACUGGUCUUCAAUGAUGAUGGGGAAUUCUGGAUGGAAUUCAGUGACUUCAUGAGGUAUUAUGAUAGGGUUGACAUAUGUCACCUGGGUGCAGACACCAUGACUGGCAAGAAAAAGAAGAAGUAGCAAGUUACCUCACAUGAGGGCAAAUGGCAAAGAGGAUGCACAGCUGGAGGGUGCCGCAACUUUCCCGACACAUUCUGGAUCAAUCCCCAGAUUGAACUCGUUUUGGAGGAGGAAGAUGACGAGGAUGAUUUUCGAGAAGGAGAGGAUGAUCCCGGACAAAAAGGGAAAGGUUCUACCUUCCUCGUCGCCCUCAUGCAGAAGAACAGACGAGAGAUGCGUAAGAUGGGUGUUGACAACCUCACCUGUGGUUUCGCAAUUCACCAGGUUGACGGCUCCUAUUCCUCAGUUGGACUCCCAAAGGACCACUUCCUGUACAAUGCAUCUACAGCUCGAUCACCAACAUUCACCAACACUCGUGAGGUAAGCGGAAGAUUCAAACUCCCACCAGGACGCUAUGUGAUCCUUCCUUCGACCUUUGAACCCAACCAAGAAGGCGACUUCCUCGGGCGUAUCUUUUCCAUGAAGGUGGCUAAGGGAGUGACUGUUAACCAACAGUCUAGCAUGGAUAUUAAACCUCAGCAGCCACUUCCAGCUCAGGAUGAGGCGCAGACUGCCAAAUUCCGAGAGUUCUUCAAGAAGCUCACAGGGGAUGAUAUGGAAGUGGACGCCUGGGAACUGCAGGAUAUCUUAAACGCAGCCCUCAAACGAGUGUUCAAUGAGCUACAGGGUGGUGGAUUCAGCCUGGAAUGUUGCAAGAGUAUGGUUGCUCUUACCGAUGAUGAUCAAUCUGGCAAACUUGGAUUUGAAGAGUUCAGGGAACUUUGGCAGAACAUCAGUGCUUGGAAGGAUGUUUUUAAGAAGUAUGAUGCUGACAACUCUGGAACAUUCAAUGGAUAUGAAAAGAGGAGUGCACUCACAUCGUUUGGAUUCAAACUGAGUAACGAAACUUUCAGUGCUCUGAUUUUGCGUUAUGCUGAUAAGUAGGGAAUGAUUUCAUUUGACUCCUUCAUCGGUGCUGCUGUUACAUAUAAGAAGAAUUGUUUAAAGAAGGCAGAGAUAAUUGACUUGUUAGCUAGUCACAUGAAGCUUACAGAGGAGCCUGAAACUUCUAUCAAUAUGUCAGAGGAUGUUCAGAUCCAACUGGCAAACAUUGAAUUGGAAAAAGAGAGAAUCAGAGAAAACAUUCAAUUGGAGGAAAUAAAAAUCAAAGAAAACCUUGAAAAGGAGGAAAUGAAAAUGAGAGAAAACAUAGAAAUGGAGAAAAUGAGAUUGGAAUACCAGUUAGCGUAUGACAGGGAUUCGCAGUUGGGCUGCUCCAUCAAUGCUAGACCAGGAGAAACUGAGGCCAAGGCAGGGCUUGGACUGAUUGCUGGACAUGCCUACACCAUCACGGACGUUCAAAAGGCGAAAUUUUCUUCAGGUAGGGAGGUGAGGUUGAUCAGGAUUCGCAACCCAUGGGGUAAGGGCGAAUGGGAGGGACCCUGGAGUGAUAGAUCUAAUGAGUGGAGAAAUAUAUCUCAACAGGAGCGUACUAGGCUUGGACUGGUCUUCAAUGAUGAUGGGGAAUUCUGGAUGGAAUUCAGUGACUUCAUGAGGUAUUAUGAUAGGGUUGACAUAUGUCACCUGGGUGCAGACACCAUGACUGGCAAGAAAAAGAAGAAGUAGCAAGUUACCUCACAUGAGGGCAAAUGGCAAAGAGGAUGCACAGCUGGAGGGUGCCGCAACUUUCCCGACACAUUCUGGAUCAAUCCCCAGAUUGAACUCGUUUUGGAGGAGGAAGAUGACGAGGAUGAUUUUGGAGAAGGAGAGGAUGAUCCCGGACAAAAAGGGAAAGGUUCUACCUUCCUCGUCGCCCUCAUGCAGAAGAACAGACGAGAGAUGCGUAAGAUGGGUGUUGACAACCUCACCUGUGGUUUCGCAAUUUACCUGGUUGACGGCUCCUUUAAUGCCUCAGUUGGACUCCCAAAGGACCACUUCCUGUACAAUGCAUCUACAGCUCGAUCACCAACAUUCACCAACACUCGUGAGGUAAGCGGAAGAUUCAAACUCCCACCAGGACGCUAUGUGAUCCUUCCUUCGACCUUUGAACCCAACCAAGAAGGCGACUUCCUCGUGCGUAUCUUUUCCAUGAAGGUGGCUAAGGAAGUGACUGUUAACCAACAGUCUAGCAUGGAUAUUAAACCUCAGCAGCCACUUCCAGCUCAGGAUGAGGCGCAGACUGCCAAAUUCCGAGAGUUCUUCAAGAAGCUCACAGGGGAUAAUAUGGAAGUGGACGCCUGGGAACUGCAGGAGAUCUUAAACGCAGCCCUCAAACGAGUGUUCAAUGAGCUACAGGAUGGUGGAUUCAGCCUGGAAUCUUGCAAGAGUAUGGUUGCUCUUACCGAUGAUGAUCGAUCUGGCAAACUUGGAUUUGAAGAGUUCAGGAAACUUUGGCAGAACAUCAGUGCUUGGAAGGAUGUUUUUAAGAAGUAUGAUGCUGACAACUCUGGAACAUUCAAUGGAUAUGAAUUGAGGAGUGCACUCACAUCGUUUGGAUUCAAACUGAGUAACGAAACUUUCAGUGCUCUGAUUUUGCGUUAUGCUGAUAAGUAGGGAAUGAUUUCAUUUGACUCCUUCAUCGGUGCUGCUGUUACAUAUAAGAAGAAUUGUAAGAACAAUUACAUUCAUUUAUUUAGUUAUUUCCUCUUUAAGGAUAGCCAAGAAUGA